AUGACGUCAGCCAUGCCCUCCUCAUCAGAAAGCUCCUCCCCCCAGAAGGUUUGCCACUCCCAGACGCAGACCGACGUCACCAAGCCCCUGUUGAGCCCCCCGGAGGGGAACGGGGCCGGGGUCGGAGGGGGAGGGGCAGAGGUGGGAGGAGCCUCCGCCCUGCGAAGGAGGCGUCGUGUGCUCUCCAAAGACGGGCGGAGCAAUGUGCGCAUUGAGCACGUGAGCGGGCGCGGGGCACUGUACCUCCGUGACCUUUGGACAACCUUCCUGGACAUGCAGUGGCGCUACAAGCUCUUCCUGUUCUCGGCCACCUUCGCCGGGACCUGGUUCCUGUUCGGGGUGCUCUGGUACUUAGUGGCGCUGGUGCAUGGAGACCUGCUGGAGUUCGACCCCCCCUCCAACCACACGCCGUGUGUGAUGGAGGUGAAAACGCUGACUGGGGCCUUCCUCUUCUCUCUGGAGUCUCAGACCACCAUCGGCUAUGGUUUCCGCUGCAUCACCGAGGAAUGUCCCGUCGCCAUCGUACUCCUCAUCCUCCAGCUGGUCAUCACCAUGGUGAUGGAGAUUUUCAUCACUGGGACCUUUCUUGCCAAGGUGGCACGGCCCAAAAAGAGAGGAGAGACGGUGAAGUUUAGUCAGCACGCCGUGGUGUCAAAUCACGAGGGCCGGCCCUGUCUGAUGAUCCGAGUGGCCAACAUGCGCAAGAGUCUGCUGCUGGGAUGCCAGGUGACGGGGAAGCUGCUCCAGACGUCGUCGACAAAGGAGGGCGAGACAGUGCGACUGGACCAGAGGAACGUCCCCUUCCAGGUGGACACCUCUAGCGACAGCCCCUUCCUCAUCAUCCCCCUCACCUUCUACCACGUCAUCGACGACAGCAGCCCCCUCAGAGCCUGGGCUGCCAAAGGGGGCGGCUGGACAGACCCAGAGCUGGCGAACUUCGAGCUGCUGGUAAUCAUGAGUGCGACGGUGGAGCCGACGUCUGCCACCUGCCAGGUGCGCACCUCCUACCUGCCGGACGAGAUCCUCUGGGGCUACGAGUUCCCGCCUGUCGUCUCCCUGUCCCCUUCCGGGAAAUACGUGGCCGACUUCGCCUUCUUUGACAAGGUUGCCAAGACCAAAACCCCGCCUCUCUUCAAACAAGGCCCGCCUCCGAGCCCGCCCACUCAGACUCCCCGUUACCAUGGCGGCAAAGACGAAGGCACAGACCCGGAGAAGAUGCAACUGGAGGAGAGAUACAGGGGGGAGGAGAGGGGGAGGGAGAGGGGACGAGUGAGAGAUAGCAGCCCACUGAGUGUGCGAAUUAGUAAUGUAUGA
Molecule: messenger RNA, 1314 nt
Organism: Lampris incognitus (smalleye Pacific opah)
Lineage: Eukaryota; Metazoa; Chordata; Actinopteri; Lampriformes; Lampridae
Product: ATP-sensitive inward rectifier potassium channel 10-like
Exons: 5
Coding region: 1-1314 (437 amino acids)
Biological process (GO): potassium ion import across plasma membrane; regulation of monoatomic ion transmembrane transport
Cellular component (GO): plasma membrane
Molecular function (GO): inward rectifier potassium channel activity
Source: RefSeq, a predicted model, not a curated record